Messenger RNA from Trypanosoma conorhini, 435 nucleotides. RefSeq lists its product as uncharacterized. The coding region runs from base 1 to 435 and encodes 144 amino acids. Lineage: Eukaryota; Euglenozoa; Kinetoplastea; Trypanosomatida; Trypanosomatidae. The transcript has a single exon. The record is from RefSeq and is a predicted model, not a curated record.
AUGUGCUUUGGGCUGCGAGCAUUCCUCACCGCACGUUCAAAAUGUGGGCGGCUGCGAUGGCGUGUCGGGCGUAGCCUUGUGUAUGGCUGGGCUGCGCGGCAUUUUAUUGUGGGCAGGGCACACCGUGCGCUUCUCUGGAGGCGCAGUGGGUGCCUGCCGUUGGCAGGGCAACUUGUGGAAGGCGGCGGCGGACGUUUCCCCACCGCGGCGCUCGCGCGGGAUGAUAGGCUGCGUCUGGGCUUCAGUCUGUGUCCUCGUGCUCUGAGCGUAGUGCAGUGGCCGGUGUUCUUUCUUUCUUUACUUUUUUGUUUUCUCUGCCCCUUCGCUGACAACCGCGCCAGUGCCGUGGGCGCGCCCUGCGCAUGCGUCUCUGGAACUGCACCUGUUGGGCUGGGCUUUGCCGCAAUCCAGGCGAGGGCUGGCGGAUGCCGCUAG